Messenger RNA from Phyllopteryx taeniolatus (common seadragon), 8539 nucleotides. It is a transcript of the gene pik3c2g, whose product is annotated as phosphatidylinositol-4-phosphate 3-kinase catalytic subunit type 2 gamma. Gene Ontology annotation, molecular function: 1-phosphatidylinositol-3-kinase activity; 1-phosphatidylinositol-4-phosphate 3-kinase activity; phosphatidylinositol binding. The coding region runs from base 165 to 4322 and encodes 1385 amino acids. Gene Ontology annotation, cellular component: phosphatidylinositol 3-kinase complex; plasma membrane; cytoplasm. Gene Ontology annotation, biological process: phosphatidylinositol-3-phosphate biosynthetic process; phosphatidylinositol-mediated signaling; cell migration. The transcript is spliced from 33 exons. The record is from RefSeq and is a predicted model, not a curated record. Lineage: Eukaryota; Metazoa; Chordata; Actinopteri; Syngnathiformes; Syngnathidae.
GGAGGAGUAAAUGCAUGAGUGUCACCGGCGAAUGUUCAGGUCUAACUCGCUGAGCAUGAUGGCCUCAAUUUACAAGAAACACGGGACCACGACAUCAUCUCUAAUGGCUGUCCCGUUGUGACGUGACACGCUGCAGCAUCAAGACGCACUCGAGCUACAAUGCGAUGGAUCCUCGUGGACCGCAACCAGGACCACCCCCUUUGCCAGCACGUAGAGUGCUCCACAGACAAAAUGCAAACAACAACCUCUCCACGACUUUGACAGAGACUGACUUUGACACUCAUCUUUACGAAGAGAUCGACAUUAUUGUGGAAAAUAAACAAUCGUUCGAGAACAGGUUGCCUCAUUCGAAAUCCCAGUCCGACCCGCAGGCCGACGGCCGAGAACAUCCUAACGGUGCUCAGCAAGGAACGCACAGGCCUCUCCGACCUCGUCGUAUCGCCCCUCCGGUCCCGAGUGCAAGCGCGCCAAGCGGACAGGACCGCAUUUCCCCACCUAUACCCCCCAGGAAGCACGUACCCCUUGGCCACAACAAAACCAGGUUCUCCUGUGACCUGACUGUCCCUGUCCACAAAUUGACCCGCUCCAACACACUACCAGAUGACCUGGAUAAAUGGGUCAUCAAACUGACAGAUACGCCUGAAGGCAGCACCAGAGUGAUGGCUUCAUUCUGUCAAGCCACAUCCAAUCUGCUGUCGCACUACAAGCACACACAAAGUGCUCACAACUCGGGUGUGGUGUACGCUCGAGUGUCACGCCUCCAUCCUGCGCUGCUGCAGCAGGUCGAGCUGACUGUCAGCGUGGCGACCCAAUAUGAAAGUCACCAGCUUCCGAUCCCAACCGCAGUGAAUAGGACGGUGCAAAGUUUAAUCAAUGAGAUCUUCCAGCUGCUGGAGCUCACUCGCAAAACCGGCGGCCAUUAUGUUCUCAAGUUGUGCAACUCUGAGGAGUAUCUCCACAACGAAGAGCCGCUGGGUUUGCACGAGGUCGUUCAAACACACUGCAAGUUCAACGUGGCCCUCCCCCUUCGACUGCUCCACUCCAGCAAUCUGAGACACAGCCUGGCCAGGGAUGAGGAUGACGACAAACCCUCGUGUCAUCUUUACGAGCUGGUGCGGCCCGUCUGCGUCUUCAACACGUGCAAGUUGAGUCUACAGAAUGUGCUGAUGAGCUACAGCAGGGAGGAGGCCAUGCUGAUGAGAAGCAAAUCGGGGAUGAACGUCAACGUCCUGGUGGCCCACGUUCGCACCAUUACCGAUCUCCUGUGCGGCCUCUCAAGCGGGGAGCUGGAAGACGCCAUUGGCCGGCUCAACAGAGUCAACCCCAUACCUCUGAGUUAUGAGGAGAUGUUAGAAGGCGAGAGUGCCAUGCAGGUGCUGCACGAGUCCCUGCUGAAAGUCAUGCAGAGCUUCUUUGAGAACUUCCUGUCCAACUUCAGAACUCAGGACGUUUCCAGCAAACCUCCGACCCGUGAUGUGGAGCAGAACAGUGAACUCUUACAGUUCAAUGUGGCCGCCCUCUAUAAACUUCUACCCAGCUGGGUGACCACGUACGACUGCUUCUCUAUUUCCUGUGAGCUGACGUACGGAGAGACGCAGCUUUGCUCAGCCGUGGUUUCUGAAAACAUCAGCACAGCUUUAUCCUUUGAGAAGAAAAUACGUUGUAACCGCAUGAUGGCGUUUCCUGUCCCAGCAAAGCAGUUGCCCUACGAGUGCAUGCUGACCUUCCAGCUGAUGGGCUCAAAGCGAGGAAAGAGUCCCGAGCUGCUGGCUUGGGCUGUUCUACCCCUUUACAGGAAAAGAACCCUGGUAAGAGGGACCAUCCUGCUCACUUUGUCCAUGUUGGCCAUGCUGUCUUCACCCGCCUCCCCAGCCCUCUUUGACAGCCACAGACAAACAGUGGGGGUCAUCCUGCAGCUUGAGUUUCCCGAUGAAGUGAAGUGGACGUAUCAGAGGCCUGUCGAGCUCCCCGGGUCCUUCAUAUUCUCUUCGCCUUGUGAAGAUCUGGAAAAGAAAAUGUUACAAGUGUCGAAGAAGGUGUGCCUUUGCUUUCUGUCAGAAAACGAGAAGAACUUCCUGUGGAGUAAACGUCACAGCGGUGACAAAGCAAGCACCUUCCUCCAUUUGGUGUUGGGUGGAGCCCCCAAGUGGCAGGCUGAGGACCUCACAGAGAUCUACACAGUUCUGGACCGCUGGGCUAUCCAUCUUCCCGAGGAGGCGCUCUUCCUGCUCACCGAUAAUUUUCCAGACCAGACUGUGCGCAAGACCGCUGUGCAGUAUUUUAAACAAAUUCCUGAUGAUGAGUUGGAGCAGUUUCUACCACAGUUAGUCCAGGCUCUGAAGAGUGAGUGGGAACUGGAUGGACCUCUGGUCAUGUUGCUGCUGGAGAGAUCUCUUAAGAAAAUUCGGAUUGCCCAUCAACUCUUCUGGUUGCUGGAGGAUGCUUGCACAGAGUCGCACUACCAGAGCUGGUUCAGUAAGGUGCACGCGGCCUUGCGCUUCUGCUGCGGCCGAGCGCUGAGAGAGGAGCUGGAUAAAGAGAGUCGCUUGCUGUCGGCACUCGUCCAGGUGGCGGAGAAGGUCCGGGCGUCGGAGAAGACGCGACGGAAGGCUGUUCUGAACAAAGAAAAGGGGAAGAUUGUGGAGUUCUUCAGUGAUGGGGGAAGUUGCUGUCUACCUCUAGAUGUUGCCGUCCGCGUCAAGGGAGUGGACCUGGAUGCCUGUAAGUUUUACAACUCCAAUACCUCUCCUCUGGGGGUGUCCUUCGUUUGCACUGACCCGCUGGCAACGAACAUCACUGUGAUCUGCAAGACAGGAGAUAGCCUGCGCCAGGACAUGCUAGUACUGCAGAUGGUCCGUAUGAUGGACAGGGUGUGGCUCCAAGAAGGGCUGGACUUGCGAAUGGUCACCUACAGAUGUCUUUCUACUGGGACGACUCAGGGUCUCAUAGAAGUGGUUCCUGAGGCGGUGACGCUGGGGAAGAUCCAGCAGGAGUGGGGUCUGGGUGGCACCCUUCGACAGGACACCCUGGAGAAGUGGUUUCAUAUGUGGAAUAAAACAAAGGAGGACUAUGAAAAGGCUGUGAUGAACUUCAUUCACUCAUGUGCAGGUUGGUGCGUGGCCACCUUCAUCCUGGGGAUCUGCGACCGCCACAACGAUAACAUCAUGUUGAAGCACAGCGGUCACAUGUUCCACAUCGACUUUGGCAAGAUCAUGGGCAAUGCGCAGAAGAUCGCAAACUUUAAAAGGGACCGAUCACCGUUCAUCUUCACAUCGGAGAUGCAGCACUUCAUCACAGGCGGUGGGCAGAAGCCUCAGCGCUUGCAUCGCUUUGUGGAACUUUGCUGUGAAGCUUACAACAUCAUCAGACACAGAUCUGCUCUCGUACUCAGCCUGCUGGAGCUAAUGACCAAUGCAGGAAUGCCCGAACUCAAGGACUGUAAUGACCUGCAGUACGUCCAGAGAAACCUCAGACCUCACGACACUGACCUGGAAGCCACAUCCUACUUUACAAAGAAGAUCAAGGAGAGCAUAGGUUCUGUUGCAGUCAAGUUGAACUUCCUAACACAUAGCAUGGCCCAAGGGAAGAAGCAGACAACGCCGAUCCGUGAUGCCGUUCCUGCUCCCAGCACCAACAUUCAAGAUGCUGUCAUCCAGGACUUUGCCGUCAAGGACAAAGUUGCGAUCUAUGACCUGAGAGUGACCAUCGACGAUGGCUUUUGGUAUAACGAAAUGACAUUUGAAGAUUUUGAGCUGAUCCACAAGCAACUGCAGAAACACUUCAUAGAAUCUGCUAUGCCUCAGUUUCCGUGUUGGUAUAUGAUGUCAUUCACCCCCAACAGGAAGAUGUCUCUGUUGAAUAAAUACCUCAAACAGCUUUUUGAGGGACCUUGCAAGGGAAAUGAAUUUGUGUGCAGUUUGUUCUUGGAUGGGCCAAAAAUGGUUAAGCAAAGUGUGGUAAAAGAAGCCUGCCCUCAAAUCCAGCUGUACAUAACUUACAAGGAACGAAAGCUCUCAGUCUUGGUUAAACACCUCAAGAACAUUAAUAUGCCCAAUGGCUCCAACCCUGAUGCCUAUGUGGUCACAUGUCUGAGACCGGAUCCCCAGCAGAAGUCCAAGAGAAAGACUAAAGUGGUGCGGAAUAAUGACAACCCCACGUUCAAUGAACUGCUGGAGUACGCAAAUGUCCCCCUUCUGUAUGGGAUGGUGCUGGAGGUGAGCGUGAAGAGCAAAAAGACGUUUGUAGCUGCCACAAACAUUAAAUUGGAAGAGGAGCUGCUCAACAAGGAGACUUGGUUCACACUAGGAAACUCGGCACUUUGACCCAAGUUGCUGCACUGCAGGCCUGUUGCCAACAGGGGGUGCAACCACAAUGUCUAUUGUCUCAACUACAGUGCAGUGUGAAUAAAACUGUGGAUGAAGUUACAAGUGGGGGGGACUCAUGAAAGAACUGUUAGGUAUUUUAACUGCAGUGAUUGAAAGCACCGAGUUUUUGUUUUUAAAUGCCAAUCAAAUGUCGGAAUAAUGACGAUAAUCUAAUACGCUUUUUUCAGACUGUUUCUUUCCUCUUUACCACGUCACACUGGAUCAGAAUCGGAAUCAUCUUUAUUUUGCCAAGUAUGUCCAAAAAACACACAAGCACAUGCAUUGAGAUGCAUUUGUAUGAACAAUUUGCAUGCACCACGGUCCAUAUGGGCAUGCUUGCUUGGGUUUGGUGUGGAAGCCCUGAUAACAACCCCAUCAAAUAAUCUCCAUAUUCUAUUUUCACCUCCUGGAAGGCAGUGGUUUCAAACUAGCUUUGCUCACAGUUUUCAUAGUUAUGAAAAAAACAAGAAUAUGUUAUGAAGAAAAAAGAAGAAAAAAAAAGUGUUCCCCCACAGUCCUGCUGAGAAAAUUGCCAAUAGAUACCACAAGAUGGCGAAAAAAAAUAAUUCUGUUUGACAAGGCUAUAGCAUGAAUAAAUCAAAAAAGCUCCUCCCCUCACUUCAACAUAGUUUCAUAGUAUCAAAAAAGCUCCUCCCCUCACUUCAACAUAGUUUCAUAGUAUCAAAAAAGCUCCUCCCCACACUUCAACAUAGUUCCAUAGUAUCUUGGUUUUAAGUUCAGUUGGGCCACUAUGACAUUCUUAUACUUUUUUAAACAUUGUAAAACCAAACCGUCAGGCAGCCAUGUAUUAUUGUAUUAUAGUAAUUUGAGAAUCUGCUACAUCACAGGUUUCUGUGAAAGGUGAUUAGGUAAAUAGUUUUGGAUUUUUCAGGGUUGCGGGUGGCCCACAGUGCUGUAUCCCACCAGACUAGAUCUGCCCCUGCCCUCAGCAGAUUUCCAUAUUCAGAACCAAAGCAAUCUUUAAAGCAGUGUUGACUUGAUGAUCAUAAUUAAUAUUUUCACAAAUCAGACCUUGAGAGUGGAGGAAAACAUUUUUGCUUCUAAAAUUGAAUUCUUUAUUCACAAGCCAUCCGCCCAACCCCCCCCCCCCCCCCCCUUUUGCACGCCUCUCGUAGUUUUGAUGUUAUAGUUGUAAAGUUUCUUUGCAUAGUUACAUAUAUAUAUAUAUAUAUAUAUAUAUACACACACACACACACACACACACACACACACACAGUCCCGUCCGAAAGUACUGGAACGGCAAGGUCAAUUCCUUUGUUUUUGUUGUUUACUGAAGCCAUUUUGGUUUCAGAUCAAAAGAUGAAUAUGAGACCAAAGUUCUGAAUUCCAGAUUUUAUUUCAUGGUAUUUACAUGCAGAUGUGUUAAACAACUCAAGACAAAGCACCUUUUGUCUGAACCCACCCACUUUUCAAGUGAGCAAAAUUAUUGGAAAAUGUGACUAAUGGGUGUUUCUAGUUGCUCAGGUGUUGCCUUUUAGAUUGAUUGCUUAAUCAUUAGUUUGUGCUUGUUUUUGGCUUUGGGUUUCACCUCUGAAAACUGAAUUUGCUUUUAAGCAAACAUGAAGACCAGAGAGCUGUCUAUGGGGAAAAAGCAAACCAUUUUGAAGCUGAGAGAAGAGGAAAAAAUUAUCAGAGCUAUUGCACAACCAUUGUGCAUAGACAAUACAACAAUUUGGAAUGUCUUAAAAUGAAAAAAACUAUUGGUGUACUGAGCAACAGAGAUCGAACAGGUCAGCCAAGGGUAUCAACAAAAACCCAAAGACAACAGGCAUCACUGCCAACCUCCACAGGACAGGGGUGAAGGUAUCACAAUCCACUGUUGGAAGAAGACUUGGAGAGAAGAAAUAUACAGGCCAUACAUAACACAAGAUGCAACCCACUCAUCAGCAAAAAGAAUCGGAAGGCCAGAUUGGAAAGAAGUAGAGAUAUGAGCCACAAAAGUUUUGGAACAAAGUUUUAUGGACUGAUGAGACCAAGAUUAACCUCGAGCAAAGUGAUGGAAAGGCCAAAGUAUGGAGAAAGAAAGGAUCUGCUUAUGAUCCAAAACACAAACGCUCAUCUGUGAAGCAUGGUGGAGGUAAUGUCAUGGCUUGGGCUUGCAUGGCUGUUUCUGAAAUGGGCUCACUCGUCUUUGUUGAUGAUAUAACUCAUGAUGGUAGCAGCAAAAUUAAUUCUGAAGUCUACAAAACCAUUUUGUCUGACAAUUUACAGAAAAAUGCAUCCAAACUCAUUGGGAUAAGAUUCAACACGACAAUGACCCAAAACACAAAGAACUUCAUCAGGGAGAAAAAGUGGCAAGUGUUAGACUGGCCAAGUCAAUCACCGCACCUUAACCCAAUAGAGCAUGCAUUUUACCUCCUGAAGAGGAGACCGAAGGGAGAAAGAGGCUGCAGUAAAGGCCUGGAAAAGCAUUUCAAAUGAUGAAUGCAACAGUCUGGUCAAGUCAGUGGCUCGCAGGCUUCAUGCAGUUAUUUUAAGUACGGAUUAUGCCACCAAAUAUGAAAUGCUAUUAACUUUAAGUUAAUGUAAUAAUAUCUGUUCCAAUACUUUUGCUCACUUGACAAAGUGAAAAGAGAGUGAGUAGUCAAACAAAAGAUGCUCUGUCCUGAGUUGUUUAACACAUCUAGAUGUAAAUAGUAUGAAAUAAAAGCUGGAAUUCUGAACCUUUGUCUCAUUCAUCUUUUGAUCUGAAACGCAAAUGUCUUCAGUUUACAACAAAAACAAAGGAAUGGACCUUGCUGUUACAGUACUUUUGGAGGGGACUGUAUAUUUAAAACCAAUUUAUUAGUAGUAGUUGUCAGGUGUGGUCACAGCUAUGAGGGAUCUUAGUGUCGCACCCCCCACACACACACACCAGGAUGCAGGAUGUGUCAAAUGUUUUUUUUUUGUGUGUUUUGUAUAUGCUGCAGGCCACUAGAAAAAUUGAUGCUCGGCUGCAAAUGGCCCCCAGGCCGUAGUUUUGACACCACUGCUCUUGUGGUAUGCGAAAGAAACACUGCCAAGUACAGUUCAGUUGUAUUUAACUUUUGAGUUCAAUACAUUUGCAUUUAAUCUUAAAGAACUAUUUAUUUUGAAACAUUGAUUUGGGUACAUUUUUAUUUUAUUUUAUGUGCUUUACAUUUUAACUGAAUCACUGCUUCAGCAAAAAAAAAAUAUAUAUAUAUAUAUCUAAGCGAAGACUUUGGACACUACGCUCAAUAUUUUUUGAGGUGGUACUUGGUUUAAAAUGUGUGAGAACCACUGGUUUAAACAUUAACAGAUCUUAAUGACAUUUCUAAUGCUAAGCAUAAAUCUUUGCUUUUUAGGAAAGUUUGAACAGUAGGUAGGGAUGAUGCUAUAAAAAUUGCUCUGGCUCCAUCUGAAGAGGCUGGAAGCCGCAUUAACACUUUUUUCCAUAGACUUUGCAUGUGGCUAGAGUGAGAGGCCGUUACCAUUAAGAUUGUGGCAAUCUUUCACAUCAUGGAGGCAACAUACAGUAUAAUGCUGUGGAGGGCUAGUUUGAAACCUUUUGCUGAUUAGCAUGUGUGAGCAAGAUGGAGGAAAAAAAAACACUUCCCACGCACACACACACCGCACAACUCAUUGGGUGUAUGCUGAAGCAGGUCCUCGUGUUAUCUUAAUACCAUCCUCCUGCUGACAGGACCGCUCAGCCCUCCUCUCACUCUCCUUUAUUGGAUUUGGUGAUGAAGCCCAACAGAAAUAGACUUUUCUUCACUGGAUUUACUUCAAUAAUGUAUACCUCUGUGGAUGCUAUUUAUACGAUUCCCUGCUGGAUUCCUCACAUGGGAGGGAACGAGUGAUGCCUGGGGGGUAAAAAAGAAAAGCCUCUCUUUCAUAGUAGAACUCAUGGCGUGUUACUGUAACCUAGUGUCAUUUGUUAGGUCUCAGCCACAGCAAAAGCCUUGGAUUUAUUGUUCUGAGGGAAAACAACUUUGCUCGCAUUAACUGAACUCACAUCAAAAAUGAUUUUUUUGUCACAGGAAACUACAAUCUCACUCAAGGGAUUUUGCCCUUCGCUUUAAUUUAUACAAGCUGCAAACAAAGAUGUGCGCAGGCCUGCUCAUUGGAGUGUUCUGGUAUUUUCCCUGAGCAGCACUGGCAGGAAUAUAGCACAUCUAUUUUCACAUAAUAAAACUGAUAUUUAUAACUGAGAA